UUUUCCGCGAAUCGGUUCGUUCUUGAUUCAAGUUUCGGGUGUUGCGUGUGUGUGAUUUUUUUUUUUGGAAGAAUAAUCCGCGCGCGGGUCCUUCGUUCCCACUUUCGGUGGGUCGAGAAGAAAGAGUGUGGAUGGAAUAAUACGUGACAAUAUCUGAAGGAUUAUGUGAACCUUGGCAAAUCAGUCAUUGGGGGUGAAGACCAUUUUUGAUUGAAGCAGGAUUAAAUCGUUGAUUACGAUUCGCCGGGAAUUUCUAAGUUGGCUCCUUUGUGUUAUUUUUUUGACAAGAUUCGAAUCCAGUGCCAGAAAAAAAUGAGGAUCAUAGCUUUAUUAUUAUGUACAGCACUAGCAACAUGCAAAGCCGAUAUUUCUACGCUACUUCGAGGAGGUAACUCCCAGAACGACAUCGGCUUCGAUGGGUAUCACUACGAUAAACCAAAAAUACCAUUCGAAACACCGACCCGACCUCCUCCGCAACCUUCGCCGACAACGGCGAAAAAAUGUGCUAUUACUGCUGAAAAUCCCGACGGAAGUUGUGGGUAUGACUAUCCGAAGCCAACGCAGAGUUUCACCUUGCCACCGCGGCCAACGACGACGACAACGAGGGCGACCACAACGACUACCCGUCCAACAACUACGACGACUCGCCGAACCACAACGACCACGAGAAGAACGACUCCCGUAGUGGAAUAUUUACCACCAUCGACAACCAGGCAAACAACAACAACCACAAGGCCGCCAACAACAACCACAACGACUACACGUAGGACUACCACAACAACGCGAAAGCCGGAAUGCCCAUCUUCUUCGCGAAACCCAGACGGAAGCUGUGGAUACUCCUAUCCUAAACCCGAUCAGUCUUUCGAACUACCUCAGCGUGAAACGACUACAACUACACGGAGGCCAACUACGACCACAACUCGUAGAACUACGCCAUCCCAAGAAUAUCUACCACCAACUACGACUACAAGGCGGACAACUACCACAACAAGGCCUACCACCACGACCACCAGAACUACGACCACAACAAGGCCUACGACCACAACCACCCGAACAACGACCACAACAAGGCCCACCACAACGACAACGAGGCGAACCACAACGGCCACUCGCCCUCAAACCACAGCUGGAUGCCCACCAGGUGAACAGAAUCCCGAUGGAUCAUGUGGAUACUAUUACCAAAAACCAGAGCAAAGUUUCACGCUUCCUCAAAAGGUGACAACAACCCGGCCUACCACAACCACAACCAGACUCACGACGCGAAGAACAACUCCCGUCCAGGAGUACCUUCCACCUUCAACGACCACCAGAACGACGACAAGGCCUACAACAACAACUACGAGACGUACUACCACCACGACCCGAGCAACCACCACAACUCGCCCGACAACCACGACACAAAGAGUCAUUCAAACGACUAAGUGUCCAGUCUCGCAACAAAACUCGGAUGGAUCCUGCGGUUAUAUAUACGAGAAACCGGAGGAAAGUUUCACACUACCUCAACGUCAGACCACGACAAGGCCAACAACAACUACUACCAGAACUACAACACGUAGAACUACGCCAUCUCAAGAGUAUCUGCCUCCAUCAACAACCACCCGAACUACAACACGGCCUACCACAACAACCACAAGACCUACAACAACCAUUACAAGGCGUACUACUACAACUACCCGUCCAACUACUACUACCACCAGGCGAACGACCACAACAACACGCCCUACAACAACUACACAAAGGUUAACUACGACCCAGAGAAUCAUCCAGACUACCAAGUGUUCGCCUUCACAGGAAAAUCCCGAUGGAUCUUGCGGAUAUGUCUACGAAAAGCCGGAGCAAAGUUUCACUCUACCUCAAAAAGUAUCUACAACUCGCCCUACUACUACCACCACUAGAACAACCACACGAAGAACAACCCCUUCGCAGGAAUAUCUUCCUCCAUCAACAACAGCUAGAACAACAACUACGCGGCCUACAACAACUACAACCAGACGUACUACGACUACUACUAGACCAACAACGACAACUCGAACUACAACCACGACUCGCCCAACCACUACUACUAGACGAAUAACAACUACUGAACGAAUAAUUGCGACAACGAAGUGUCCAUUAUCGCAGCAAAACCAGGACGGAUCCUGUGGGUAUAUUUACGAAAAGCCAGAGCAGAGCUUUACGCUACCUCAAAAAGUUUCCACAACCCGCGCUACUACAACCACCACCAGAACAACAACUCGACGAACAACCCCAUCGCAGGAGUACCUACCACCAUCGACUACGGCAAGAACUACCACACGACCAACAACAACAACCACUAGACGAACUACGACUACAACUCGACCAACGACAACUACUACUAGACCCACAACAACCACUCAAAGAACAACCACAACUCAACGGGUAAUCCCAACAACCAAGUGCCCACCAUCGCAACAAAAUGCCGACGGUUCUUGUGGAUACUUCUACGAGAAACCCGAACAAAGCUUCACACUGCCACAGAAAGUUUCCACCACUCGUCAGACAACGACGACAGCAAGAACAACAACUCGAAGAACGACUCCAUCGCAGGAGUACCUACCGCCUACUACAAUACGGACGACAACUCGACCUACUGUUACCACUACUACCACAAGGCGAACUACGACAACCACGCGACCGACAACCACAACCACCAGACGCACCACAACAACACGACCAACAACGACCACGCAACGCGUCAUACAGACCACCAAAUGUGCUCCAUCUCAGCAAAACCCGGAUGGUUCUUGUGGAUAUGUUUACGAAAAACCAGAGCAAAGCUUUACCCUUCCACAGAAAGUGACAACCACUAGACCAACUACUACGACCACGCGAGCUACUACUCGAAGAACGACUCCGUCGCAGGAAUAUUUGCCACCAUCUGCAACAGCUAGAACAACUACACAGCCUACCACCACAACUACGAGGCGCACAACGACCACCACGAGGCCCACUACGACGACUACUCGUAGAACCACACCAUCUACGACAACGAGAACUACAACCAGGCCAACAACCACCACGACCACCCGUCGAAGUACAACGACUACCCGACGGUCAGUGCCAACGACCCAGUGUCCUCCCUCCCAACAGAAUCCGGACGGUUCCUGUGGAUACUUCUACGAGAAACCGGAAAGCAGUUUCACACUACCGAACCGGGUGAGCACUACGAGACCUACUACAACCACCACCACAACACGUAGGACAACUCCUUCACAGGAGUACCUACCACCUUCUACGACCGCAAGGACUACGACACGGCCUACUACAACAACAACCAGGCCCACAACUACAACAACAAGGCCAACAACUACAACCACACGGAGAACCACCACCACGACUAGGCCUACGACUACUACGACCCGUAGAACCACACCAGCACAAGAGUAUCUUCCUCCGAGUACAACAACACGGCGAACAACAACUACCACUCGACCAACCACUACACGGAGAACGACCACGACGACACGGCCGACCACGACAACUACGCGGAGAACAACUCCAGCUCAAGAAUAUCUACCUCCGAGUACGACGCCAAGAACGACGACUCGCCCACCAACCACCACCACUACGACAAGGCGAACAACAACCACUACACGCCCAACGACAACAACCACCCGAACCACAACGACCCGGCCAAUUAUAACCACGACUACCGAAAGGAAAUGUGCCUCGGGAAUAUUCAACCCCGAUGGAAGCUGCGGAUACGCUCCUCCCAAACCACCAACCACAUCCGCACCAGAGUAUCUACCACCGGAGCAAAGCACCGGGUAUUCCUAUCCGAAACCUGCCAUACCGUUCAACUUCUAAAGCUGCCGAAACCACUGCGCCCUCAAACCUACUCUAACGCUCGGCCAAUGCCACCCUGUAAAUACGCGUCUAUUUAGUUAGGUUUCCGCCUGACGGCCUUUUUUCCGUCAGACUUUUUCAUCUUUCAACCAAAGCUUUUCUGUUUAUUGCCAUCUUAUCUUGGAUAGUUUAUUGCUUCUA
This is a messenger RNA of Topomyia yanbarensis, 4008 nucleotides long. Its product is annotated as mucin-2-like. The transcript has 14 exons. Bases 313 to 3828 code for a protein of 1171 amino acids. NCBI's taxonomy places the organism in Eukaryota, Metazoa, Arthropoda, Insecta, Diptera, Culicidae. The record is from RefSeq and is a predicted model, not a curated record.